GUAAAAAUGGCGGUUCGUUACGAAAGUGGAUGAAGAAGUCGCGUGAAUCGAGCGGUUUUACGUUGCUUUGGAGCGGGUUAAUUCCGGAACGACUGUACAAAGGUUGAGGAUGAACGGGUGCCUGAUCCCCCACACGCCGUUUGCUGUGGACUUCUGGAGGUCCCGGGAGUGUGGCAACACCAGACUGUUCUUCCUGUCACACAUGCACGCUGAUCACACGUCAGGACUAUCUCCAUCAUGGAAACAUCCCAUCUACUGCUCAGAGAUCACAGCCAAGCUGCUGGUCCACAAGUUCCACAUCCCCCCUGCCCUGGUGCACCCCCUGGGGGUGGGGGAGAGCCACAUCCUGGCGCUGGAUGAGACAGGACAGGAGACCAUGACGGUGGCACUGUUUGAUGCUAACCACUGUCCCGGCGCUGUCAUGUUCCUGUUCCAGGGGUACUUCGGAUCCAUCUUCUACACCGGAGACUUCAGAUACAGUCCGGAAAUGUUUGACCACGAAGUCCUGGCUAACAGACCUCCUGUUGACGUACUGUACCUGGACAACACCUACUGCAGCCCGGAGUGUGCGUUUCCCUCCAGGACACAAGCCACACAGAUGAUCAAGGACAUCAUAUCCCGCCACCCCGAACACGAUAUCAUACUCGGGAUGACGAUGCUCGGAAAGGAAGACUUACUUGUCGACCUAGCCAAGACAUUUCAGACCUGGGUGGUUGUUUCGCCGCAGAGACUUGAAUCCUUAAAGCUGCUGGAACUGCCAAAUGUCUUCACCACGGAUCCCGAAGCCGGGAGGAUCAGGGUCGCUCUGAAGUACCAGAUCACCAGGAAGAACAUGGAGAAGUGGAACCAGGAGCGGCCGACGAUAGCCAUCCUGCCUUCUGCGUUGUACACGGGGUUGGACGGGAAGCCGUACGCCAACCAGCCUGACGUCCACAUCGUCCCGUACUCGGACCACUCCUCGUACCGAGAGUUACACGACUUUGUUUCCAGGCUCAAACCGCGGUCCAUCAUACCUGUGGUGAAAGGGAACAGCAGAGGAGUUUUUGGGUCCUCACUGCAGGCGAGAGCAGACAUGCACUGCUUCGACAACUACCUAGACACAAGCGCAAAGACAGCAUUCCAGAUUCCCGAAUCCGUCAGGAAGUUUAUGUUUCACAGCUCCCAUUCCUCAGUCAUUGACGCGUUCACAGAAGACGUUAGUGAGAGAAAAGGGAAAAGUGCCAGGAAUUGUGUCCCUGCGAAAAAGGGAAGGCCCAUGGGUGUAGUGUUCAUAGACUCACCACAGAACACACCAGAAAAAGCCAAGCCUCAAGAAACGGUAGCCCCAGAAAACGAUGGCACGGACAUCUGUGAAGAGACAACUGACAAGACUGUAGCAACAAGUAGUGAAAUGUUCCUCGGUAGUUCCAAGUGUAUGGAGAAAUCUGAAAAUAGGGUGGAAGAAACUGUUCCAUCUUGCAACGCUGGGGGUCAAGUAAAGAACAGGAAGAGAAAACUGCCUGCAAGUAUAGCCAUCCUCGCCCAGGCUUUUGCUUAUCAUACUGGGCAAAAGGGGGAUUGUGACAUUGACCCUGUAUAUUUAGAAAGCAGUCCAAAGCGUAUCCACCACCAGUCUGAAGAGAAAAGCAAUGGUUUUGCCAAUGGAGAUGGGAAAAAGCAGAACAGUCUACUCGCACAACAAGAGAGAAAGGGACUUGGUGCAAAACUGCAGCAGGCCAUCUGUCAAGGGUUCUACCCAAUCGGCAAGAAAGGGACAACAGACUCUUGA
Molecule: messenger RNA, 1768 nt
Organism: Branchiostoma belcheri (Belcher's lancelet)
Lineage: Eukaryota; Metazoa; Chordata; Leptocardii; Amphioxiformes; Branchiostomatidae
Product: 5' exonuclease Apollo-like
Exons: 5
Coding region: 110-1768 (552 amino acids)
Biological process (GO): interstrand cross-link repair; protection from non-homologous end joining at telomere; double-strand break repair via nonhomologous end joining
Molecular function (GO): damaged DNA binding; 5'-3' DNA exonuclease activity
Source: RefSeq, a predicted model, not a curated record